AUGUCCAUGCUCAAAAAACUUGUGCGGAUCAACAAUGACCUUAAGAAAGGCACCGUACUUGUCACUGCGAUCGAGAAGAAGAUAUAUCCUACGCCAAAUUGGGAAGUCGACGGAUACAAAAGCCUCACUUAUGGACAGUAUGGCGAUUCUAUCGAAAAGGUAGCCCACUGGCUAGACACUCAGCUGAGCAAGGCGACCGCGACCGACACGGUGGCCUAUCUGGGUCCCAACGAUCUGCGAAAUGCCAUUCUGUGGCCCGCUGUGGUUAAGACAGGGAGGAAGCUCAUGAUACCAGACGGAAGGGUCACAGACGAGGGUCUGAAGACAUUGCUGAGAGAUACGAAGGCCAAAGUAUGGAUUUCGACGGAAGACGACGUAAAGGGCCCGCUUGAUUCUCUUUCUGAAGGCCUCACGAACAUUGCCCUACCGCCUAUGGACUGGUGCCUUUGCGCCUCCUGGCACGAGCACUAUCCUUAUGAGAAGACAUGGGACGAAGCGAAAUGGGAUGAGAUCUUGAUCAUCCACACUUCGGGAACAACCGGGCUUCAGAAGCCGAUUUAUCAUACCAACGGCUGGCACGUGUGCUCCAAGGCACGGGAGUUGCCCAAAAUUCACUUUCCGCGUGGAACUGUACACGAUGCGUGGCUUGGCAAGAGCGUGGUUUUAUCUUGUCCACCUCAAUGGUUGGGAGGAUUGGUUCACUACGUCAAUUUCCUAGUCUACGCGAGUACAGUCGCCGUUAUCCCUCCAGCAGACCACGCAGCAUUUUCUCCGGAUGUGUUCAAGAAGCUUAUACGCAUGGACACAGCGGACGGGAUCAAAUGUCCGCCACAUUCCAUACAUCAGUUGUAUGCUGAAGCAGAGACACAACAGCUGAUGAAGGACUUCCAGUUCAUCGUAUAUUUGGGCGCCGCGCUAGUUAAGCAGAUGAUCCAGGUGUCUCCGUGAGACUUCCCACUUGAAGCUCUGUAGUCAUCGUAGAGUUGAAUUUUGGGAGGGUGCGAACCUGGCACGAUCGUGUGCAUUGACUGACGGCGUGCAUUGAGUGCACAGGCACGGUACCGGUACGUUAGC
Messenger RNA from Paraphaeosphaeria sporulosa, 1074 nucleotides. RefSeq names its product acetyl-CoA synthetase-like protein. Gene Ontology annotation, biological process: fatty acid metabolic process. The record is from RefSeq and is a predicted model, not a curated record. The transcript is spliced from 4 exons. The coding region runs from base 1 to 948 and encodes 315 amino acids. Gene Ontology annotation, molecular function: medium-chain fatty acid-CoA ligase activity. NCBI's taxonomy places the organism in Eukaryota, Fungi, Ascomycota, Dothideomycetes, Pleosporales, Didymosphaeriaceae.